Messenger RNA from Dromiciops gliroides (monito del monte), 6659 nucleotides. It is a transcript of the gene NAPB, whose product is annotated as NSF attachment protein beta. The coding region runs from base 156 to 1052 and encodes 298 amino acids. Lineage: Eukaryota; Metazoa; Chordata; Mammalia; Microbiotheria; Microbiotheriidae. Gene Ontology annotation, molecular function: syntaxin binding; soluble NSF attachment protein activity. The record is from RefSeq and is a predicted model, not a curated record. Gene Ontology annotation, cellular component: terminal bouton; synaptobrevin 2-SNAP-25-syntaxin-1a complex; vacuolar membrane. The transcript is spliced from 11 exons. Gene Ontology annotation, biological process: SNARE complex disassembly; regulation of synaptic vesicle priming; intracellular protein transport.
CACACACACACACACUCCCCACCUCUUCUUUGCGUGGAGAAACUCUAGAGGCGCGCCAGCUGCUGGGGGUUCCGUUAGGCUGUGAGUCGUCGUUCUCCGCCGCCGUUACUCCGUUAUUUUCCACCCGGGAUCGAAAGAGGGUAAAGGCGACAGACAUGGACAACGCGGGCAAGGAACGGGAGGCAGUCCAGCUGAUGGCGGAGGCCGAGAAGCGCGUGAAGUCCUCCCACUCGUUCUUGAGAGGGUUGUUUGGAGGAAAUACAAGAAUAGAAGAGGCUUGUGAAAUGUAUACGAGGGCUGCAAAUAUGUUCAAGAUGGCCAAAAAUUGGAGUGCUGCAGGAAAUGCAUUUUGUCAGGCUGCCAAGCUCCAUAUGCAGCUACAGAGCAAACAUGAUUCUGCUACAAGUUUUGUGGAUGCGGGAAAUGCUUACAAAAAGGCUGAUCCACAAGAGGCUAUCAACUGCUUAAAUGCAGCCAUCGAUAUUUACACAGACAUGGGAAGAUUUACAAUCGCAGCCAAGCAUCACAUUACUAUUGCUGAGAUAUAUGAAACUGAGCUGGUAGAUAUUGAAAAGGCUAUUGCACAUUAUGAGCAAUCAGCUGAUUAUUAUAAAGGAGAAGAAUCAAACAGUUCAGCCAAUAAGUGUCUUCUGAAGGUGGCAGCAUAUGCUGCUCAACUAGAACAGUACCAGAAAGCAAUUGAAAUCUAUGAGCAGGUUGGAGCAAACACUAUGGACAAUCCUUUGUUGAAGUACAGUGCAAAAGAUUACUUCUUUAAAGCAGCCCUUUGUCACUUCAUAGUUGAUGAAUUGAAUGCCAAGCUUGCUCUUGAAAAGUAUGAAGAAAUGUUUCCAGCAUUUACUGACUCAAGGGAAUGUAAAUUAUUAAAAAAACUGCUAGAAGCUCAUGAAGAACAGAACAGUGAAGCUUAUACUGAAGCAGUUAAAGAAUUUGAUUCAAUAUCUCGCUUGGAUCAGUGGCUUACUACUAUGUUACUUCGUAUCAAAAAGUCAAUUCAAGGGGAUGGAGAAGUGGAUGGAGAUCUGAAGUGAAUUGCCUAUAAUCUUUGUGGCAUGCAGCCUAACUCCUAUUUAUUUAUAUAUAUAUAUAUAUGUUAAUGGCCAGUGACCAUUACGGGAUACCCCAUUUCCCAUUAAUAGCUUCAUUUUUGUUGCAUAUAAACCAGAUGACUGCAUAUUGUUUAAGAUCCCUCUGUCUAUGUUAUAAUGAAAUGGGUGAACAAGGGUCCUCCAGUGUUGUUUAUAUGUGAUUUGGAAAUAGUAUAUAUUCGUCAGAUUUCUAAGAUCUCUGGAAAAAAUACUACAUGAAAUAAUAUAUUUUUCAUUCCUUUUUAGUGUUUAAAGAACCCAGGUUUUAUUUUUGCUUGAUGUCUCUGUCUGGUGCCUUAGGCUUUAGCACCAAUUUAAUUGUGUAAAUAUAUGCUUUGUGCAUAUGGAAUACAUAUAUUAGCAUUUUAAACUAUACUAGCUUUAAAUGUGUAUGUAAUGGGCAGUUGUCAGGAAUGAGUUUAUCCUUUUGUUAGAAACAAAUUUAGGGUUUUUUUUUUUUUCAGUUAUUAUGAAACCACCCUACUGGUGCUAGUGACUAGCUCCUUUGCUUUUAUACCCUGUUUAUGGGCAUGGUAAUCUAGGUCUGUUGGUAUUACUUCUUGUCAUGAGUUUAGGGACAGCUAACAGUUUAUUUUUCUUGUGCCAGGAAAUUAAAAUCAAAUCCAGUCAUCAUCACAUAUACAUAAUAAACAUACACAUUGCUGAAAAACUCAUGAGGAACAGAACAUGCAAAGAUUUUAGAGACCUUGGCAUUGUGGCUAGAGUGCUAAGUUUAAAAGUCAGAAAAAUUUAAGUUCAAACCCAGUUUCUGACAUCUACUAGCUGUGUGACUUUGGGCAAGUCACUUAAUAGGUUUGAGCUUGUUUCCUGAGCUGUAAAAUGGUGAUACUACCUGUGAUGCCUACCUCACACUAUUGUUGUGAGACCUUAAAUGAGGUAAUGUAUAUUAUUUUGCAAACUUUUAAUUACUAUUUAAAUAUCAGUUAUUAUUAUUAUUAUCUUACACAACUAUAAUAAGUGUUUAAAAUUUUGUUAUAGCAUUUUUUCCUUUUUUCUGGUUUGAAGUGUUAGAACACUUUUCAGAUAAUAAUAAAAAAAGUUAGUGCAGUAUAUUUACCAUGUAAUAGUAAUUGAAAUAUUCUGUUAACCUCUAAACAAAUAUUUCUAUAUUGACACAGAAAAACAUUCACCCUCCUAGCUGUUAUUUAUUGUACAAAUUAUAUGUAGUACAUAAUUUUCAUUUCCUCACUGUAUACACACAAAGUAUAUGUGUACUCUAUAUUUUAUUAGGAAAUUUUUCCCAUUUUAAAUUUAUGGUAGAAAUUAUUUCUGUCUCCAGAAUCACAAAAAAGGAGUUUGAUGAGAAAAUACAUUUUUUUUCUGACUUUUUCAAUGUGACUUAACUUUGUUAAGAUGUUGAAGAUGUUGUGCUCUUUUCUAUACACUUAUGGUAUGUGAGGGAAGGGUAAACUUUUAGGAUUGUUGGCAGUGGAUUACGUGCAUUCAUUUGGUAGUGAGUCAGGUGUUGCUCCUUUGUUCCAUGCUUAGCCUUUCAGUUAGGAAGUCAAGUCAACUUACUAAGGGACCAUUAAGAAUCUUUCAGCAGAUGAUUGUAUAUUUGAAAUGUUUCAAUGUUUGAAGCUAUUUUAGGUUAUCUAUAUUUUCAGUCUUCAUAUACAAAAAGUAUCCUAGCUGUUAAGAUUACUAAACAGAUGCUGAAUGCAGAUAUAAUAAUGUUUCUAGCCUAUCACUGUGCUGCUAUUAAUAUUUGUUAGGCUGAAAUGGCCAUGUUGAUAUUUUUUAAAUACUAAGACUAAAUGUAAAGAGGCAUCCCAUAGCUUGUUUUAAACUAUAUUGCCCUAUUAAAGACAUAAAUGUUUUGGGUGACAAUGGAGCAAUCAUAAGUAUUAAUGAUUAUGGGGAAUUUUAAUAUAUGGUAUAUUAUUUUGUGGAUAUUCCUAAUUUAAAAGAUCUCUUUAUAAUCACAGUUUAUUUUUUUAAAAGGUAACAGGAUCAUUUUCCUUGGAUUAAAAUAGUGGUUUAUUUUUAAAUAGUCCAUUAACCCCAGGAAGACAAAAUGGAUAUUAUUUGGAGAUAUAAGAGCAAAUGGAAUUGGUUAUAAAUACAUGGUGGUAAACAGGUGACUUCUAAACAUACCAAUACUGAAUAUUUUUACUUUGUAUACUUUUUCCUGCAUAUUUUCUAGCCACAUGGUAAUUAAGUAAAGAACAAGGUUGGUAGAUUUUGUCAUGAUUUUAGCUUUACAAAAUUGUAUAACAUUUCUGGGCUUUUUAAUUCUGGUUUGUAUAAACGUUUAGUCUACACCUAUAAUGUGUGUCACAGGAAUCCUUAAGCCAGAAAGUCCAGUGAACUGCCCCUUCCAAAAUAUGCUGGAGAAGUGAAAGUGAGAAAAAUAAAUCCUGAUUUGGCAGCUUUAUAAAUAUUAUUUUGGCAGGUUUUUUUUUUCAGUUUUUAGAAAACUAUAAAAUGUCAUCAUGAAAUGUUUAUGUAAUGAUUGUUGAAACUACAUACUCAGAGGUAUCAAGAGAUUUAUUUAUAGGCCAUUGUGAGAAUUUGGCUUAAUUACCAUUUCUAACUUCGGAAAGAAACACCUCACUUAAUUUACACAUUGACUUCAUAUGACUGCUUCUCUUCUACAAAUGUAUUUAUUGAUUGUGAGACAAGUAAAAAAUGCCUAUUAGUUUUGUCUCUUUGAUAACGUCUCAUGUUAGUGGGAAAUACAGAAUGUUCUUGAUACCUCUAGGUAUAAUUAAAGGAGAAAGUGUAAAGAUCAUUAGGUGUGCCAGUUUGCUUUGCUUAAUUGUACUUUAUUAUUUAUUUAUUUAUUUGUUUGUUUGUUUAUUUUUUGCUACAAGAAAGGAUUCUGGGGGCAGCUAGGUGGCGCAGUGGCUGGAGCACCGGCCCUAGAUUCAAAACCUGAGUUCAAAUCUGACCUCAGACACCUGACAUUUACUAGCUGUGUGACCCUGGGCAAGUCACUUAACCCCAAUUGCCCCCCCCUCCAAAAAAAAAGAAAGAAAGAAAGAAAGAAAGGAUUCUGUUUUGGUGAGGUAGUGCUAGGAAAUUUACAGUGUUAAAAAGGGUAUCUUUUUGGGGGGUGGGGGUACUGUGUAACCUAUUAGACUGAGAGUUGAGGAAGAGAAUUAGGUUUUGCUUUGGCUCAUUCAUCCAAGAGAUGAUUAUGGAGCACCUUUUUUGUACAAUACAUUGUAGUAGGCACUGUUCUUUAGGACUCUGCCUUUUCCCCCAAGUUAGAUACAAUCUAUUGGAGAAGAUGAGACUAGUUUGUCUUUAUGUUCAAUAUAAGGGAAAAAGUUAUAGUGCAGUGAAUAUGAUUCAAAGUUCAGAGAUUAGCAAGAUUCUCUUCAGCUAAAGUGAUUACAGAAGAGUUCUUGGUGAAAGUGGUAUUUGAGCUGGAGCUUAAAAGAUGUGUAUGAUGUUGACUGAUGAUAAUGGAAACAAAGGAAGAAGUAAAGGACAAAUAAUGAGCAAUGGUAGGUACAUCAUGUUCAAGAAAUUGUACAUAGUCCUUUUUGGUUAGAUUGUGGGUGUAGGAUGGUUAAGAGAGAGAAGUUUGAAGAAGUAGACUGGGGUCAGACUGUAGAGGGUCUUAAAUACCAGUAGGCAGUGGGGAGCUAUGAACAGGUUUUGAAUUUGGGAAUGAAUAAUGAUCAAAGAAGCAGUACUUUAGUAUUUGUUUGACAGUGGCAUAUAGAAUUGGAAGAUAGAGACUAGCGUCAGGAACACCAGUGAGGAGACUUUUGCAGUAAUCUAGGCUGAUAAUAUAGAUGUUGAUACAGGAUGAUGGGAUAGGAAGGAAAAAGUCACAACUUCUGGGCUGACCAAAGAACCCUGAAAGAGCCUUCCAGUCUGAACAUUCAGUUAAGUCUCAGAUCACUAUUUCCUAAGCACCUUCUCUGUGGGCAGAAUUCUCACUAUAGUUGGUGCUGAGGAUGUGGCAGAUUAGUAUAAUAUGCAAUAUUACAUGAUAAGUUAACUGGAGUUGCAAAACAAAAUGCCUUGUGAGGUCUGAGGAGGGUAGACUUCUACACACUUGGACUAUGAAACUAGAAAUAAUUUUUUAGAGCAGUAUAAUAUACAUUAGAAAUUGAAAUGGAGCCCAAGACAAUAUUUCAAGAAGCUACUGUCACUUUCCUUUGGAAUAACUUUAGAAAAAAUGUUAUUUCCUCAAACUGCAUUGGGCUAAAAGGAAAGAUAACCAGAGAAGAAAGUCAGGUGGUUCUUGUAUCAAUCGGUAUACAUAAAUACUUUUAUGGAUUGGUCUGAUAGUUUGGAACUUAGCAGAAAUUUAUCAGGAUUGGAGGGCUGUUACUCAUUUGCCAGUGUAGUUGGCUUUCUUCUCCUUACUUAUGGAAUUUUUUUAAAGGGGCUGUGUUUCCUUUCCCCUUGCUUGCUAACAUAUGCAUUUUCUCCAAGCUUCUGUCCUAUAAGACAUGAUAAAGAUCAUUUUAAUGACUAAUUUUUUUUCUCUUAAGAAAGUUCUAUUUAUUCUUCAUCAACACCCACACCAUCAGUUCACUUACAGACUAAGUGAUCUGACACUUUGUCUUAAGGAUUCAAGUGUGUUAAGUGGUUAGUAUCACAAUCUGUGUUGCAACAGAUAUUGUUGCAAAAAAAACCCCAAAAAACAAACUGUGCUCAUUAGGAACUAAUAACUAUUUGUAGUCUAAAAGCAUAGGACAGUAACAGUUCUUUCUGAUAGACCAAAUUAGCCAGGGGGUAAAGAUCUGUAUUCAUUCCAAAACAACAAAAGUCUCCAAACUAGAAUAGAAUGAAUAUAAAUUUAAAUGCUUUGAAUUUCUAUCCCAAUAUAAUGGAAUAGUGCCAUAUUUCUUUCAACAAGCUAAGGAGUUGGGUUUUCAAGACUCGUAAGAUUUUCUUUAUAAACAACAGUAAUACUUAUGGAAUUAUGUUAAAGUUUUUGUAUUUUGGCAAGUCUAAUUUUCAUUUAUGGUAAAUAUUUUUCCAUGGAUCAACCAAGUUAUUUGAAAAAGUUUACACUUGGUUAUUCAUGGUCAAAAAUGACAGUCACAGGUAAAAUUUCUUACAGAAAAGUAUUGCUUUUGUGGAAAUGUUUUUACAACUUGUCUCUUGAUUUCCUUUUUUGUGGUUACUUUUUUAUUUAUCCAAUGAUAUGAAAAUAGUAUUUUUGCACAAUUGUGAUAUGCAUAAAUGAUCUCUGAUAGUAUAGUCAACUAUAUGCACUAGCUUUUGUGGUGUUUAACAGUGCAUUUUCUCUGCUGUUGUGCACAUAUUUGUCUAAAUGUAAAACAUUGUGAUUUUUGUAGAUUUGGCAGUCUAGCAUGUCAACUAUAAUGUAAUUAGCCUGUGUUAUAAAUGAUGAUAACAGCAGUUUUCAUAUCAUGUAAAAUACAGAAAAUAAUGCUGCUGAUAUUCCUCCUCCUAUCACUUUCUAGGUCAGAAAACUUAUCCUGAAAACCAUUUAAUAACAACUCUGCCUUAGCAGGAACAGAUUGUGUAUGUUUUGUGUGAACUUGUAUAGUAAUAAAGUCAAAAUUAUGAUUAAGUCAUGAUUAGUAAGUCUUA